Messenger RNA from Pseudoliparis swirei, 1470 nucleotides. It is a transcript of the gene tspan36, whose product is annotated as tetraspanin 36. Lineage: Eukaryota; Metazoa; Chordata; Actinopteri; Perciformes; Liparidae. Bases 164 to 898 code for a protein of 244 amino acids. Gene Ontology annotation, cellular component: membrane. The transcript has 7 exons. The record is from RefSeq and is a predicted model, not a curated record. Gene Ontology annotation, biological process: regulation of vascular endothelial growth factor signaling pathway; protein maturation; protein localization to plasma membrane.
UCUCCUCCUCAAAGCAUGUGACCGCAGUCCUGCUGACAAACAGAGGAGAACGCUUGUGACCGAACACAGCAGCAGCAGCUCGGAGCUCCGCGACAUCACCACACCGUAACGCAGCGCGGACUCGACAACAGUGCUCCUCAUCUCCUCAUCUCCAACAGACAACAUGGACUGCGGGAUUUUCACGUCCAAGAGCAUCCUCCUCUUCCUCAGCCUGGUGUUUUGGGUUGCAGGAGCGGCGUUGGCCUACGUCGGUGCCUAUGUGAUCAAGAGCUACGACAACUUUGACAGCUUCAUCCAGGACAAGUACACACUGGUCCCAGCGGCGAUCAUCAUCGGCGUCAGCGUGGUGAUGUUCAUCUUCGGUCUGGUGGGAUGCUGCGCCACGCUGCGGGAGUCCAAAGUCGGCCUCAGCUUCUUCUUUCUGAUCAUCAUGGGGAUCUUUGCAACUGAAGUGGCAGCGCUGGUGUUCAGCUUCAUCUAUCAAGGCAAGAUCAACACAGACCUGGAGCGCUCCAUGAAUGAUGUCUUCAUGAAGUAUGACGAACAGGGUGCCGACACCAAAGCUGUUAACUACCUGCAGACUCAGUUGGAGUGCUGUGGUGUCCUGAAUUACACCAGCUGGUCCAACACCACCUGGUUUAGAAACAACAACAACACCGUCCCCGUGUCCUGCUGUAAAAACAGCACCCAGUGCACUCGCAGACUGGACCAACCGGAGCAGCUCAACACCCAGGGUUGUGAGGUGAAGCUGAAUCGCCUCCUACAGGGUGUGUUGGGCUACGCCAUGCUGGUCAUUCUGGGCUUCGCCGUCAUCAAGUUCUUUGGGAUGCUGAGCGUGUGCGUGAUCACCUGUAGAAGCGGCAGCCGGAGGAGUGGCUACCAGCCUCUGUAUGCCUGAACCGCUUCAUGCCACCCCUCCGUUCUGCUUGACGAGUUUUGCUGACCACUCACUCAGCAGUGACACAUCCAAGCCGAUCACUGGACAAAUCUUACGUUUUAUUUAAAUAAGGGCAUAGGAAGUGCACACGAGUGGUAGACGGUGUCUCUAUAUCAAGGGGGUCUUGCCAGAUCAUUCCUCCACAUAUGAAGGCAGCACGAGUGUUCCUCUGACUAGGUACAUCACUUUGCUGAAUGUGGUUCUCAGUUGUUAUUGUCUUAAUUCUCCCCUUUGGAGAUGUGCCGUGUGGUCUGUGCACUGUUUCAGCGACUGUAUUAUUCUUUGAUGAAGGACUUUAAAAUACAUUUUAAGCUUUUGGGGAUUGUGAUCAGAAGGACAGCGGUUUAAUGUUUUAUUUCGGGUUACAACGUGUAUAGCCAACUGAAUGACUCGAUUUAAUAUAUAUGUAUACACACAGACAAAAUUACACACACACGUUUUAUGUCAGUUAACUGUUUUGACAAUUCUACAUAGCGAGACUUUGGUUGUGUUUAUUAUGUUUCUAAAUUAAAAUGGGUGAAUAUUUCACAAUA